Molecule: messenger RNA, 2132 nt
Organism: Scleropages formosus (Asian bonytongue)
Lineage: Eukaryota; Metazoa; Chordata; Actinopteri; Osteoglossiformes; Osteoglossidae
Product: X-linked interleukin-1 receptor accessory protein-like 2
Exons: 10
Coding region: 1-2058 (685 amino acids)
Biological process (GO): signal transduction
Source: RefSeq, a predicted model, not a curated record
AUGACUGCAUUCCUGCAUAAGCGCAUCUGGAUGUUUGUGAUGCCCGUUGUGCAGCUGAGACUCAGUCUAAUGAAGGUUAAAGUGGACGGCUGCAUCGACUGGUCGGUGGACCUGCGGAGGUACCGGUCACUGGCCGGCGAACCAGUGAGGCUGAAGUGCGCCUUGUUCUACAGUUACAUCAAGACAAACUAUACCAUGGCCCAGAAUGCCAAGCUGCGUCUUAUCUGGUACAAGAACAAGGGGGAUUCUGAGGAGCCCAUCAUCUUCUCUGGACAAAGACUCAGCAAGGAAGAGGACUCAAUCUGGUUCCGCUCCGCUAUGAUGGAGGACAAUGGCUUCUACACUUGUGUGCUAAGGAACUCCACAUACUGCAUGAAGGUGUCCAUGGCCCUGAUGGUAGAGGAAAGUGAUCCCGGCCUGUGCUACAGCAGCAAGAUCCGGUACCACGAAAAGGCUGAAAUCACCAAACCCAAAACACUAACGUGUCCAGACAUUGAGGAUUACAUUGCCCCAUACAAGCAACCCAAGAUGACUUGGUAUAAGGAAUGCAAGAGAAAAACAUGGCGGAGCUCCAUUAAAGUCAAUGCAACAAGCGUUCACUUCCUGGAAGUGAGGGAGGAGGAUGGGGGAAAUUACACAUGUGAGCUUCGUUAUGGCAGCAGGCUGGUGCGGCGCACUGUUGAGCUCAAAGUCACAGCCCUGCUCACCAGAAGGCCCCCGAAAGUGCUUUUUCCCAUGGAGAAGCCGCCAAGUAUUAUAGAGGCCCAGCUGGGUAUGCCUUUCAGCCUGGACUGUCGGGCCUUCUUCGGCUACAGCGGGGAGUCCAGGCCAAUCAUCUACUGGAUGAAAGGGGAGAAGUUUGUGGAGGAGCUGGAAGGACACAUCAGAGAAAGUGAUGUCAGGGUCCUCAGGGAAUACCUGGGAGAGAAGGAGGUGGAGCUUUCACUGACCUUUGACAUCGUGGAGGAGACCGACAUGGGGAACUACACCUGCUACGUAGAGAACCACAUCGGACGCAAAGAAGGCAAUGUUAUUCUGCGUAAAAGAGAUGGACUUAGAAUGGAGCUGGCCACCGGGCUCGGAGCUGCCCUGCUCCUGCUUGGUCUCCUCACUGGUAUCUACAAGUGCUACAGGGUGGAGAUCACACUCUGCUACCGGCAGCACUUUGGAAGUGAUGAGGCAGAACACGACAACAAGGAAUACGAUGCCUACUUGUCCUACACCAAAGUGGCUGUGGAAUCAUCAGAGCAGGAGGGCAAUAAGGUGGAAGGCUUUGCCCAGGAGGUCCUCCCAGAUGUCCUGGAAAACCACUACGGUUACAAACUCUUCAUUCCAGACCGUGAUCUCAUCCCCAGCAGCAUCUACAUGGAAGAGCUGACCCGUAGCCUGGAGCAAAGCCGGCGGCUCAUCAUCGUCCUGACGCCCAGCUUCGUGGCUCAGCGUGGAUGGAGCAUUUUCCAGCUGGAGGCUCGACUUCACAGUAUGCUGGUGACAGGCGAGAUCAAGGUCAUCAUGAUAGAGUGCCCUGACCUGAGGAGCGUCAUCAACUACCAGGAGGUGGAGGCCCUGAAACACACAAUCAAGCUGCUCUCCAUCAUUAAGUGGACCGGUCCAAAGAGCAAUCAGCCCCGUUCACGCUUCUGGAAGCGGGUUCUGUACGAAAUGCCCGCCAGGAAGAAGGAGACCUUCCCCCGACGCCAGGUUCUGGAUUCUGGGGAGCAGGGCUUCUUUGCUGACCUGCAGAGUGUCUCCACCUUGGCUGUGACGACCAGCGCUUCCGCCGCCCUGGCGCCGGUCCGCUCCGAGAGCCCGCAGCUCAGCACGGCGGAGCAGGCCCACGCGAGACACUUCUGCCAGAGCUUUGAGUACCAGAUGCCUUCCACCCCGGUCCGUAUAGCCACCAUGGGCAACAGCCACGUGUACUGCAACGUCCCCAUGAUAUUGCUAAACGGGCAAGUGACACAGGACGGCUCGCCAGCCAAAAACAAGCCAGACGUCCCACUGGGCAGUACCUUCAUCCCUCUCUCCUCACGGGAACUCACGAGUGACAUCUGGUAACCUGCUUUACGGUGGAAAGGCGACCUUUCCAAUUGCAUGGGGACCUGUUGUGAAGCACUGACCAAAAUGGAUUU